AAGUGCUUUUUCCGUUUUUUUUUUGUUUUUGUUUUUUUACCUCGCUAUUAUCUUCGGGUUUUGGAUUUGUUCGGCGUUUGACAUAGACAGGAUGGUUUUUUUUGGGAUACAUGGGUUGAUACCAACAUUAGAGCUUGCGACCUCGCGGUCAAACAUUCCGUUUUUCUCUUCGUUUUCUUGCUAAUUUCUCUAUUCGUUCAAGUGUCACUGGGACUUUUGUGUAUGUGUCCUGAGUGCAUGUGUAUCAUAUUACAAGCACAUCUUAAGAAUGGAAACAGGCGUGCCUUCUCCAACCUUCUGCUCGUUGUUUACUUUCCUUUCUUCACUCAUUGAACACCUGAUGACGUUUGGUACAAGCCUCAAUUCUAUUGUGAACGAGUCACAGGCCAUGACACGGCUGUGGGUUGAUUAUCCCCCGGGGGCCUGGCUGCGGCGGCACACUGAGUAUCAGCAGUCUGAUUUGCUGAAAUUCUUGUAAGCAGCGCAUUAUCUUGGUGGGUACUGGUGCAAACAUCAAGGGUGUUCGAGCCCCCAUUGAAUGUGCUAAUCAAUUAGUAUGAGGAUUAUUAUUCUUAUGAUUAUUGUGGUUUGUAUUUUGGGCAGCUACAGCCUACGGCCCGGGGAUCUGCACAAAUCAUGCUGUGCAACGUUGUCCGCGCCAGUGGGCUGGGCGUCAUUGGAAAUGGUUCCCAACUCCCUGGCGAUCACCCUCGUUGGUGGACACUGGCACGUCAUGCCUAGCCUGCAUGAUAUGUUGUCAUUGUUGACAGCAUGCCUCAAAGACAGUAGCCAGACUAGCGUUGACCAGGUUCAUCUCCUACCAAUCAUAGGAGAUUGAGAGUUGGGUACUGUUUCGCCAGUUGGAAGUUGAUAUGUCUCACCAUCCAUUGAACUGGACAUGGAUUCUGUACAAUCAAGUUGAUGAGUUGGAACCAUGGGGUGAAUGAGAAAAUAAAAACAGGGAGAGAAGAGGGCGACACAGAUCAUGUAUUGUGGUUUCAAUGA
Molecule: messenger RNA, 1005 nt
Organism: Aspergillus pseudonomiae
Lineage: Eukaryota; Fungi; Ascomycota; Eurotiomycetes; Eurotiales; Aspergillaceae
Exons: 1
Coding region: 557-838 (93 amino acids)
Source: RefSeq, a predicted model, not a curated record